Adineta steineri is the source of this 579-nucleotide messenger RNA. NCBI's taxonomy places the organism in Eukaryota, Metazoa, Rotifera, Eurotatoria, Adinetida, Adinetidae. The record is from the annotation of a GenBank genome assembly.
AUGGGACAAAAAUCUAGUAAAAAUAAAAAAGAUUUAACUCAUCUAUCAGACGAAGAUAUUGAUCGUUUAACAAAAAAUACAACUUAUUCAAAACAACAAAUACAAGAUUGGCAUCAAGGAUUUCUUCGUGAUUGUCCAAAUGGAAAACUUGAUAAAAAGAAAUUUUUAGAAGUAUAUAAGAAAUUCUAUCCUGAAGGUAAAGCAGAAAAAUUUUGUGCACAAGUUUUUAAAACAUUUGAUUCUGAUGAUAAUGGUUAUAUUGAUUUUGUCGAAUUUCUUAUUGCUGUGAAUAUUACAUCUCAUGGUGAUGUUCGAGAAAAACUUCGAUUAGCUUUUGAUAUGUAUGAUAUGAAUAAAAAUGGAAAGAUUGACAAGAAAGAAAUGACGAAAGUCAUUACGGCUAUUUAUGAUCUCUUAGGUGAAGAAAAUCGCAAAGGAGAUAAUUCACCAGAAAAUCGAGUGAAAAGAAUUAUGGAUAAAUUAGAUCUUAAUGAUGAUAAAAAUAUUUCUCGUGAUGAAUUCGUUGAAGGCUGUUUGAAAGAUGAUAUUCUUCGACAAUUAUUAGCACCUAAUGUUUAA